ACAAACGUACUAAUAACAAUUCAAGACAUGGACAUCUGUUUAAAUGUAACGGCGGGUCCAGCUGUUAGAACGAAAAAGAAUACACUGAGAAGAACCAAGUCUUUCAAAUCCUCAAUUAAAAAGUCAAAGAAUCAGUCUUUCCAUAAAGAUGCAAUACUAAAUAGCAAAGAAUCAAGAAAAACCAUGGAUAUGCAGGAAACAGGGUACAAGAAAAGAAUAAAACAGAAGUCAUUAUCAGCUAUCUUUGCUAAAAAGUUGAAAGAAGCAGACUCUGUCUGUCGAAACGUACUGCAUCCUCAAAUUCCAUCUCAAGAUAAAGACCUAACAGCGAAAGCUGCAAAGUCAAAAAGAAUUGAACAGUCUAAUGUAAUAAGCAAAAAGAAUGUAAACUCUGAUAAGAUUUCUUCUACUGUGAACUUUGAUUCCAUAAAUGAAUCAAUUGUAUCUUUUACAAAUGCAACAAAAGAACAUACUGAUAGAACACCAUUGCCGAAAAGGAGAGAUAAAUCAAAGAUUAAAAAUCAAUCGAAGAGAUUAUUUUCUACUACAUUUUCGAGUCAGUUAAAAAAUCAGAAUGAAACAGAUUUAUUAAAUUCGACUAAAAAACAUAACAUUCUUAAAAAUAAUUUUAAAUUAGUCAAGACAUGUAAAGUAAUUAAUGAAUCACCAGUUUUACAAUCUGAUAAGAUUCUUUCUACUGCAAACUCUGAUUCCACAAAUGAAUUAAUUGUAUCUUUUACAAAAACAACAAAAGAAAAUGUUGGUAGAACAUUGUUAGCAAAAAAGAGAGAUAAUUCAACAAGUGAAUCGAAGAGAUCACUUUCUGAUAUAUUUUCAAAUCAAUUGAAAAAUCAAAAUAAAUUAGAUACUCCAAAUUUAAUACAAAAACAUGGCAUUUCUAAAGAUAAUUUUAAAUCAGAUAAGAAAUAUAAAGAAUCACCUGUUUUAACAAAUGCAAAGCAGACAGAUAUCUUGAAUAAAAAGAAAGAAAAAAGAAAGAAAAAGAAAAUUGUAAAUAACAACAAAGAAUCAGAUGAAACUCCAAAAUUAAUGCACAGAGCUAGUGGAAAAAUGUCCUCUUUAUUUGGUAAUAAUCCCGACGUACCAACUAUAGGCCAGCGAUUUGUAAAACCUGUAAAUGAAUCAGUUUUUACAGAGAUUACUUUCGCAGAUCUCAAUAUUCAUCCAUAUAUGAUAUCAAAUUUAGAGCAAAAUAUGGGUAUAACUAAAAUGACAACUGUUCAACAAAAAGCAAUCCCUCAAAUAUUCUCAAAUAAGGAUAUUUUAAUAAGAUCUCAGACAGGAUCUGGAAAAACAUUAGCGUAUGCUUUACCCAUUGUUGAACUGUUACACAAAAUUAGACCUGAACUUAAUAGAAAUAGUGGUUUAUCGGCUCUUGUAGUUGUUCCAACAAGAGAAUUGGCCUUGCAAACGUAUGAGUGCUUUAUAAAAUUGGUUAAACCUUUUGUGUGGAUCGUACCAAGUUACAUAAUUGGCGGGGAAAAGAGAAAAGCGGAAAAAGCUCGGUUACGUAAGGGAUGUAAUAUAUUAAUAUCUACUCCUGGUAGAUUAUUAGAUCACAUAAAACACACAAAAGCGUUGAGAUUAAAUGAUGUUAGAUAUUUCGUGUUAGAUGAAGCUGACAGAAUGCUUGAUAUGGGAUACGAAAUGGACAUUUCUGGGAUAGUAAGUGCUUUGAAAGUAUCAUGCUCUAACGAUGAAAAAGAAUACAACGCUAUGAAAAUAUUUAGACAAAAUAGUAAGAAAAUAUUUACGGAUGGAGAAAUUGAAGAAACUUUAAAGGAAGAUAAUAUGAAGUUCAAAACAGAAGAAAAUAAUACUGAUAGUAGUAAAAAGAAACAAAUAUAUCAUUCAAGCGACGAUGGCGAUAGUGAUCAUACCGCUAAUAAUAUCUUUCUAUCAAAAAAAAGGAAAAAAGAUACAAAGAGUUUCGGUGUAAAUGAAAAAUCUGAUUUGACAAUAGAAAGUAUUCAAAAUGUCAAGCAAGAUUAUGAAAAUCAAUGGAGAAGGCAGACAAUUUUAUUGUCUGCAACUUUGACACAAGCUGUUGAAAAAUUAGCGGGUCUCACGAUGCAGGAUCCAAUCUUCGUUGACGCAGCUAAAAAAAAUUUAGAAGUGAUCGGGGGAGAUACUAGUACGAUUAAUGAAGACCUAAUAGUUCCGCAAAGUGUAAUUCAGAGUUACAUAGUCACUCCGCCCAAAUUAAGAAUAGUCACUUUAAGCGCUUACAUUGCCGGGAGAUGUCAAACUCCUGGACAGCAUAAAAUACUGAUUUUUAUGGCUACACAAGAUAUGGUAGAUUAUCAUACCGAAAUUUUAUCUUCUAUUCUUACGAAACCAAUAGACGAUGAUGACGAAGACUCCGAUCCGAUGGUUGAUGUAGAAUUCUUUAAACUACACGGUAAUAUGACACAGAAGGAAAGGACAGAAGUCUUCAAAACUUUCAGCCAAGCGAAAAGUGGAGUACUAUUGUGCACAGAUGUCGCAGCUCGAGGAUUAGAUAUGCCGAAAGUAGACUGUGUUGUUCAGUAUACCGGUCCAAUUUCGGCUAGAGACUACGUUCAUCGAAUCGGUAGAACCGCGCGCGCUGGUUGUUCCGGCACGGCGACAAUCUUCCUAACGCCCUCGGAAAUCGAAUUCGUACGGAUGCUCGAGUCGAGGCGCAUCAGAAUCAAGCAGCAGGACAUGAACGAUGUCCUGGAUAAGCUGCUGGGACCUCUUUCCAAGCACAACUCCGUGCAGGCAGCGGCUGUCGCCCUUCAAAACGAUUUUGAAGAUUUAGUACUGGAGAAUCGGCGACUUGGCGCGAAAGCGUGUAAAGCCUACGUCUCCUGGAUGCGUUUCUAUUCAAGUUAUCCGCGCGAUAUGCGCGAGAUAUUCAAUCGAAAGGUGCUUCAUUUGGGUCACUAUGCCAAGAGUUUCGCGUUGAGGGAUCCGCCGCAACGAAUCGGCGGAAUCGGCAAGAAGCUGCACGAGAAAGAAAUUUCGAAACCCAGGCACAAUAACCGUCUAUCGAGCAAGCCAUCUGAUGGGGUGCCGCAGAAGAAGCAGAGGAUCGGAGACGGCGACGAGAAAAGAGCGGGGUUGUUGAAGAGAGUCAGAAUGCUUAACACCUCCGAAUACGAUAGCGGCCUCGAACCCCCGAAGAAACCAAAGAAGUAAUCCCCGUGCUUCGUCGGCGAUUGUACAUUAACUCGAUUGUACAUGUUGUAAACAGGAACAGCGAUUUCACGUCUGUAAUUCGCCACCUGUGAA
This is a messenger RNA of Trachymyrmex septentrionalis, 3276 nucleotides long. Its product is annotated as probable ATP-dependent RNA helicase DDX31. Gene Ontology annotation, biological process: ribosome biogenesis. The transcript has 9 exons. The record is from RefSeq and is a predicted model, not a curated record. The annotation marks the transcript as partial. Gene Ontology annotation, molecular function: RNA helicase activity; ATP binding; nucleic acid binding. Lineage: Eukaryota; Metazoa; Arthropoda; Insecta; Hymenoptera; Formicidae. Gene Ontology annotation, cellular component: nucleus.